AUGUCUGGCGUCGGGAGUGAGCCUCCGCAAACUGACUCCCUCCCGGACCACAAAUCCCAAGCAGAGAAUCUCUCGGAAGAGGAUGCUGGCAAAGAUGAGCAGACAGAGACUUCUCCAGGCUCUCUUGUACAUGAAGUACCUACUGGUCAUGGAGUGAAAAUAACAGUUGAAGACACUGAUGCGAACGAGACGCAGGCAGAGGAGGAUUCAGGCGACGUAGCCUCUCAGGAUGACCGCUCGACGGUGACAGAGUCUCCAACAGACUCUAACGAGGCUCCAAUACAUCAGGAGGAGACAGUGAAUACCUCUGAGGAUACGACACCUGAACGUGGAAUGACAGAGAUCUCCCAAGAUGAAGCAAAGAGUGAGGGAGUCCAGCGGAUGCAGCAAGAUGGCUCCGCCACAUCUCAGAGUGAACCAAUGCCUGAAACCCGGCCAGACAGAUCCGAUUCACGAUCGACGACAGUACCGCGUCCUCUCCCGGUCAACUCUACGGUCUUUGUUGUCAGUGCUUUGGAAACGAUCGGAGCAGCCAAGGAGGUACGCAGGAACAAGGAAUUCACAGACGCGGUGCAAGCAGCGCUGGCAAACAUUAAGAGCACGGAGCAUGCAGUCAAUCCUGAAAUCAUUUUUCGACCACUGCAGAUGGCCACAAAAUCAUUCAACGUUCCCCUGCAGGUGACGGCAUUGGAUUGUAUUGGCAAGCUUAUAAGCUAUUCCUACUUUGCAUUUCCUGUUGCUACUGUCGCCUAUCAACCCGAUUCGCCAGGUACACCGCCUCUAAUUGAAAGAGCAAUCGAGGCUAUUUGCGACUGCUUUGAAAAUGAAGCCACCGCUGUGGAGAUUCAGCAACAAAUUAUCAAAUCGUUACUCGCAGCAGUCCUGGAUGACAAAAUCGUGGUACAUGGCGCCGGGCUUCUCAAAGCAGUCCGUCAGAUAUACAACAUUUUCAUCUAUUCCAAGUCGAGCCAAAACCAACAAGUUGCCCAGGGUUCUCUCCUUCAGAUGAUUGCAACGGUGUUCGAUCGAGUCCGAGUCAGACUAGAUGUGAAAGAAGCUCGUUUAAGAGAGAAUGUGGAUCUCAAGUCGGAUGAAGCCCUUCCCGGCGACGCCUCUGCAUUCGAGCAUGGUGGCCUGAACGGUUUGAACGGCCAGGUGGAGACUCCAGAUCAAGAAACCCCUUCCCACCUGACGGAAGGGCCGGCUCGAGCCCAGGAAAAGUUGACCCUGCAGAGUUUUGAAAAUAACAAAAAUCUGGACGACGCGCUGGUGGCCGAGAGUGCGCCAACAACGGUGACACGUGCAAGAAGAGAUCGCAAAAAUACUCGCUCCAGCUCUGGGCCAGUGUCCCGUACAAGUUUGCAGGAAGAUCGCGAGGAGACUGAGAUGUCUGCUGAAGACGAAGACGACAUAUACAUCAAGGACGCAUUCCUCGUGUUUCGUUCGUUGUGCAAACUCAGUCAAAAAGUCCUAACUCACGACCAACAACAAGACCUCAGAACCCAAAACAUGCGCUCCAAGCUUCUGUCUCUGCACCUUAUCUACCAUGUUAUCAACAAUUACACAACAGUGUUCACAUCUUCAUUUUCAACUAUCAAAAGUGGAAAUAACGAUGAAAAUACCCCUUUCUUGCAAGUUGCGAAACCACACUUAUGUCUCAGUCUUUCCCGGAACGCUUCAAGUUCAGUGCCGCGCGUAUUUGAAGUCUGUUGCGAGAUUUUCUGGCUUUCUCUGAAGCAUAUGCGUGUUUUGUUGAAGAAAGAACUGGAGGUCUUCCUGAAAGAGGUGUAUCUUGCAGUCUUGGAGAGACGAAGUGCACCUCUUUUCCAGAAACAGAUGUUCAUGGACGUCCUGGAAAGGCUCUCGAGCGAUCCUCGUGCUCUAGUUGAAGUCUAUCUCAAUUACGAUUGCGAUCGAACAGCACUGGACAACAUGUAUCAAGAAAUUAUCGAGCACCUUUCGCGAAUUUGCAGUACGCCAGUGGUAGUCUCUCCUGUUCAGCAGCACCAAUACCAAGAACAACAAGCGAAAUCCUCGACACCAACUUCAGAAUGGCAUGCUAAGGGAUCCCUCCUUCCUGGUUUAUCGACGACCACUCUCAGUCAUCCCGCUCCACCUCCGCCGUCAAUAUCUAUCGAGUAUGCUUUGAAGCAACAGUCCCUCCGUUGUCUUGUAGAGAUUUUGAAUUCUCUCGACAACUGGUCGAGUCAGGGAGAUCCCGAUCGUGUCAACGGAACUCGUUACGCAGGCUCAAGGGCGUCCUUUGAAGACUCCAGGGAAUCUCUCGAUUAUAGCGAAAAGCCUCCAUCUUCGCCGAGAGCCCCUGGUUUUGGUGGCGAAUCAGGCAUUUCUACCCCGGUGGCUGAAGAUGAUCCUAACGAGAUCGAGAAAAUAAGAAUGCGAAAGUCUGCAUUGAAUGAGGCUAUCAGGCAGUUUAACUUCAAACCCAAACGAGGCAUAAAGGCGCUCCUAGCUCAAGGCUUCAUCCGUAGCAACAGUCCCCAAGAAAUCGCAAGGUUCUUGCAUGGCAAUGACAAACUUGAUAAAGCUAUGCUUGGAGAGUACCUCGGAGAAGGUGACGAGCAGAACGUGGCCAUUAUGCAUGCAUUUGUCGAUAUGAUGGAUUUCAGCAAACGACGUUUUGUCGACGCUUUGAGGCAGUUUCUACAAAGUUUCCGACUGCCUGGAGAAGCCCAGAAGAUUGACCGAUUCAUGCUCAAAUUUGCCGAACGUUAUCUGAGCGGCAAUCCUAACGCCUUCGCCAAUGCUGAUACGGCUUAUGUUCUCGCAUAUUCGGUCAUUUUGCUGAACACCGAUCAGCACAGCGUGAAGAUGAAAGGGCCGAGAAUGACUGUCGAAGACUUCAUCAAGAACAAUCGAGGGAUCAAUGAUGGUCAAGAUCUGCCGUCGGAUUAUCUAAGCGGCAUUUUUGACGAAAUCGCCAACAAUGAAAUCGUCUUGGAUUCGGAGCGUGAGCAGGCAGCUGAAUUGGGAAUUGCAACUUCGGCACCCUCCGCAGGGUUGGCUUCCAGAGCCGGAAAGGUUCUGGCCAAUGUUGGGAGAGAUCUACAGAAAGAGAAAUAUGCCCAGGCGUCGGAAGAGAUGGCAAACAAAACGGAGCAGUUGUAUCGGAGUCUCAUCCGAGCGCAGAAGCGUUCAGCCGUCCGAGAAGCUCUGUCUCGAUUCAUUCCAGCGACCUCCACGAAGCAUGUGGGCCCAAUGUUCAAUGUCACUUGGAUGUCUUUUCUGUCCGGCUUCUCGAGCCAAUUGCAAGAUGCACAGAAUCUCGAUCUUAUUAGGCAGUGCUUGGAUGGUUUAAGGCUCGCCAUCAGGGUAUCCUGCCGGUUUGACGUGGAAACACCCAGAGUCGCCUUUGUGACAGCAUUGGCGAAAUUCACCAAUCUGAGUAAUCUGAAAGAGAUGAUGGCUAAGAAUCUAGAAGCAUUGAAAGUGCUUAUCGAGGUGGCUCUGUCCGAGGGCGACGUGUUGAAGAGCUCAUGGCGGGAGAUAUUAAUGUGUAUCAGCCAGCUCGACAGGCUACAGCUCUUGUCUACUGGUAUCGACGAAGGUGUGAUUCCCGACGUGACCAGGGCCAACAUCCCAACCCCUUCCAAUGUGAAGGACAACAAUCGAGGCCGCAGGUCGAUGCAGGCCGCGAAACGUCCUCACCCGAGGCCAGCCCAUAGCUUCCGUCCAGAAGUGGCAGACGAGACCAAGUCCACCGACAUGGUUCGCGGUGUAGAUAAAAUCUUCACAAACACGGCCAAGCUAUCUUCCGAGGCCAUUGUUGAUUUUGUCAAGGCUCUGAGUGACGUUAGUUGGCAAGAAAUCCAGUCCUCCGGCAAUAGUGAUUCUCCCAGGACUUACAGUCUUCAAAAAUUAGUGGAAAUCAGCUACUACAACAUGACAAGAGUUAGGAUAGAGUGGACGCGGAUCUGGGAGGUACUCGGCGAGCAUUUCAAUCAAGUGGGAUGUCACAACAAUACUGCGGUUGUCUUCUUCGCGCUUGACUCUCUUCGUCAGCUGUCCAUGAGAUUUAUGGAGAUUGAAGAAUUGCCCGGCUUCAAAUUUCAGAAAGACUUUCUCAAACCAUUCGAGCAUGUCAUGGCAAACAGCUCGGCCGUGACGGUGAAAGAUAUGGUUCUGAGAUGCUUGAUACAAAUGAUCCAAGCCCGUGGAGACAACAUCAGAUCUGGUUGGAAGACAAUGUUUGGGGUCUUCUCCGUUGCCGCGAGGGAGCAGUAUGAGGCCAUCGUCAACAUUGCAUUUGACUAUACAACUCAGAUCUACAACACGCGGUUCGGCGUUGUGAUAUCCCAAGGCUCGUUUCCAGACUUGGUCGUUUGUCUGACCGAGUUCUCAAAGAAUCUGAAAUUUCAAAAGAAAUCGCUCCAAGCCAUCGAACUGCUCAAGUCCACCGUGCCCAAGAUGCUGAGGACUCCAGAAUGCCCGCUUUCGAUCCGGCAUGGCAAACCGGCUGAGUCUGAAGAUUCUGCGGUUGUUGCUGGUGUCAAACAACCCACCUCUCAGACUGAAGAAGAGCAAUUCUGGUACCCUGUCCUGAUAGCGUAUCAGGAUGUGUUAAUGACUGGAGAGGAUCUUGAGGUCCGUUCCAGAGCCCUCACAUACCUCUUUGAAACCCUCAUCAGGUAUGGAGGUGAUUUUCCGUCCGAAUUUUGGGAUGUCCUUUGGCGCCAACUAUUAUAUCCCAUAUUUGUUGUUCUCCAAUCCAAAUCGGAAAUGUCUAAAGCACCUAACCACGAAGAACUCUCAGUGUGGCUAUCUACAACGAUGAUUCAGGCACUUCGAAACAUGAUCACCCUCUUCACACAUUACUUUGACUCUCUAGAGCAUAUGCUGGACCGAUUCCUAGAUCUCCUUACCCUGUGCAUUUGUCAGGAGAACGACACUAUUGCGCGGAUUGGAAGCAACUGCCUACAACAAUUGAUUCUUCAGAACGUUACGAAAUUUACACCAGAACACUGGUCGAGGAUUGUGACCGCAUUUGUGGAACUCUUCAACAGAACGACCGCCUACGAGUUAUUCUCUACGGCUGCCACCAUGUCUGACGCUCGACCCACACCACCCCAUGACGGAUCUGAUAGCUUAUCCAUCUCUGGAGCCAACAUUGUGGAAACUCCAACAACGAACGGUGCGCCAACUCAAUUACCUGCUCCAACUUCGUCCUUGGAUUCCCAAGCAGACCCAACCGCCACAACUGCCACUCCUGAAAUCCCGCAAACUCAGACGACGCAGGAACUGGAAGAUUACCGCCCGCAUUCAGACAUGCAAGCUCCUGCACCUGUAGUGACGGCGGCACGGCGUCGUUUCUUCAACAAGAUCAUUACCAAUUGCGUCCUUCAGCUCCUCAUGAUUGAAACUGUCGCCGAGCUCUUCUCCAAUGAUUCAGUCUAUGCGCAGAUUCCUUCAUCAGAGCUUCUGCGCCUCAUGGCAUUGUUGAAGAAGUCCUACCAGUUUGCCAAGAAAUUCAACGGGGACAAAGAUCUCAGAAUGGCGCUGUGGAGACAAGGAUUCAUGCGUCAACCACCUAAUUUGUUGAAGCAAGAGUCCGGAUCAGCCAAUACUUAUGUUAGUAUCUUAUUGAGAAUGUACCACGACGAAGGGGAAGAGCGACGGUCGAGUAGAGACCAAACUGAAGGUGCCCUGAUACCACUAUGCGCAGACAUCAUCCGCUCCUUCAUCCUCCUCGAUGAGGAGACGCAACCACGCAACAUCGUCGCAUGGCGGCCCGUCGUCAUCGACGUGCUUGAAGGCUACACUAACUUCCCUAAGGAGAGUUUCGAGAAGCAUGUCGAGACCUUCUACCCGCUUGGCGUCGGCCUGCUGGAGAAAGAAGUCGGCACAGACCUCCGCUCCGCCCUCUGGGGCAUGUUCCGCCGUGUCGGCGAAGUCAAGUUCGGGAUGCCUGAGAUUAUUUUGUCUCGUGGUCGCGAGAGCAGUGUCAGCUCCACGCGGAACGGCAGCGUCGGUGCCACGCCCACCAGCCCGGGCGUAUCGACCCGUGGCUUUGAAUUCGGCAGCGCGACCAGGAGGGAGAGUAGAGUUAGUAGGACGGGUACGACGUAG
Rhinocladiella mackenziei CBS 650.93 is the source of this 6087-nucleotide messenger RNA. RefSeq lists its product as uncharacterized. Gene Ontology annotation, molecular function: guanyl-nucleotide exchange factor activity. NCBI's taxonomy places the organism in Eukaryota, Fungi, Ascomycota, Eurotiomycetes, Chaetothyriales, Herpotrichiellaceae. The record is from RefSeq and is a predicted model, not a curated record. Gene Ontology annotation, biological process: regulation of ARF protein signal transduction. Bases 1 to 6087 code for a protein of 2028 amino acids. The transcript has 2 exons.